AUUUUGGCGGGAGAGGGAGGACCCUCGGAGCUCAACCCAAGCUAGAAAAAAUGGCAGCGGAAGCGGCGGAGGAAGGUGCCGGAACCCUAGGCUCCGCGGCGACGGCGGCGGAGGAGUUCCUCGUGUGGAAGAAGAACGCCCCCUUCCUCUACGACCUCGUCGUCUCCCACGCCCUCGAGUGGCCUUCUCUCACCGUCCAGUGGCUCCCCUCCUCCUCCUCCUCCUCCUCCUCCGGCGGCGGCGGGGGCGGCGGCGCCGGAGGCCCCCUCCGCCGCCGCCUCCUCCUCGGCACCCACACCUCCGACGAGGACCCCAACUCCCUCAUGGUCGCGGAGGUCCAGCUCCCCCUCGCCCCUCCCCACGACGAAACCCUAAUCCCAACGGUCACGAUCGCGCAAUCCGUGCCGCACCAGGGGGAGGUGAACCGCGCGCGCUACAUGCCGCAGAACCCCGCGGUGGUCGCCACGAAGACGUGCGGGCCCGAGGUGCGCGUGUUCGACCUCGGCUGCGGCGGCGGCGGCGGCCCCGACGCUGUGCUCAAGGGGCACGAGACCGAGGGGUACGGGCUCUCCUGGAGCCCGUUCAGGGAGGGGUAUCUGUUGAGCGGGUCCUACGAUUCCAAGAUCUGCUUGUGGGAUUUGGGGGGCGGUGCGACCGGCGGGGCGAUUCUUGAUGCCAAGAAUGUGUUUGAGGCUCACGAGGAUUUAGUUGAAGAUGUGGCUUGGCAUUUAAAGGAUGGAAAUAUAUUUGGGUCAGUUGGAGAUGACCAUAAGUUGAUGGUUUGGGACUUGCGUUCCUCUACAUCAAAACAGCCACAACAAUCUAUCAUUGCUCAUCCAAAAGAGGUCAACUCCAUAUCCUUCAGCCCAUUUAAUGAGUGGAUCCUGGCUACAGCAUCUGCUGAUACAACUAUUAAACUAUUUGACUUGCGAAAGCUAGCAACAAGUUUGCAUACCUUUUCCAGCCACACGGCGGAGGUGCUUCAGGUUGAAUGGAGCCCUAAUCAUGAAACUGUUUUAGCUUCUUCUAGUGCCGAUAGAAGAGUGAUGGUCUGGGACCUUUCCAGGAUUGGGGACGAACAGUCAGAAGAAGAUGCAGAUGAUGGGCCGCCUGAACUUCUGUUCGCUCAUGGGGGCCACAGAGCCAACAUCACGGAGUUCUCAUGGAACCCUGACGAGCAAUGGGUCAUCGCCAGCGUGGCGGAGGACAACAGCCUCCAGAUCUGGCAGAUAGCGGAGAGCAUAUUUCGUGACGAUCACAAUAUGCAGGACGGUGAUGAUUUAUGUGCUACCGCUUAAAGCUUCUCUGUGCAAUUUAGCUGUUCUUUUAACUCCAAUGAGAAAUUUGGAUAGCAUUGCAACAUGCUUCAGUAAAACUUACAUUUCUCUGCUUGAUCUUUAUCAGAGUUGAUUUCAUGCUCAGGUUAACUAUUUUGAGCUGAUGGAAAGUUUAAAUAUGUUCUAUAUGAGAUAUUAUUCUUUGUGUGGUUUAUUUUGGGGAAAACUUCAGAUACCUCCUUGUAGUUUC
Ananas comosus (pineapple) is the source of this 1527-nucleotide messenger RNA. Its product is annotated as histone-binding protein MSI1-like. The transcript is spliced from 5 exons. The coding region runs from base 51 to 1298 and encodes 415 amino acids. The record is from RefSeq and is a predicted model, not a curated record. Gene Ontology annotation, biological process: regulation of gene expression. Gene Ontology annotation, molecular function: histone binding. Gene Ontology annotation, cellular component: nucleus. Lineage: Eukaryota; Viridiplantae; Streptophyta; Magnoliopsida; Poales; Bromeliaceae.